This is a messenger RNA of Micropterus salmoides (largemouth bass), 1225 nucleotides long. RefSeq names its product extracellular tyrosine-protein kinase PKDCC-like. The transcript is spliced from 2 exons. The coding region runs from base 39 to 311 and encodes 90 amino acids. Gene Ontology annotation, molecular function: non-membrane spanning protein tyrosine kinase activity. NCBI's taxonomy places the organism in Eukaryota, Metazoa, Chordata, Actinopteri, Centrarchiformes, Centrarchidae. The record is from RefSeq and is a predicted model, not a curated record.
UGGCAUCUCCUCUUCCUCUGUGGUUAGAUUACACCGUGAUGCGAGGUAUGGGGACCUCCGGGAACGUGGAGUACCGCUGCUGGCCGUCCUACAGCCAGCUGGGCUGUGUGCUGUCGGUCCACAGUGCCAGAGAGGCAGCGUACAUCUGUAACUCCCAUUCUCAGUGCAACAGCUUCACUCUGACUGGACAGAAGACGUGGACAGGUCGCCUUCUGGCCUCCUUCAGGAGCAGCUUCAGUCAUCUGGUGCCUGAUGGGAUGUCAGAGGUGUACGUGAAGAAAACCAAAGCUCCUGAAACCUCCACAUUGUGACACUAGGAACAAACAGAACGAUCCCGUUUCAGGCUGGCGGGAGUCAUUACGGAGGCGGGAUGAGAGAUAACGGGCAGUCUGCGAUGUGAAGCAAAGCAAAAUGUUGCGCUUAAGAUGAGAUCCUGCUCGUGAACAUGUUGAACGAAAGUCGGCUCUGCGGAUUAUGCAGGAGGGAGCGUAGAGGCUGGGCUGAGGAGGAGGCGUUUGAAGUGAGGCAAGUGAAUGUGAUGUAUUUAUAGGGCUUCUGCUCAGUGACUGUUUGAUCUGCCUGCCAGCUCACUGCCUCUGCCAACUACUAUUUAAAGGGAUUUCCCUUCAGGUACAAUUAAGGAGGGGAGAGCCUUGUGCCCUCAACAUGUUUUUUUUGUUGUUUUUUUUCCUACCAUGUCUUUAUUUGCCAUGUGUGUUGGCUUUCGUUUGUGAGGCCAGGUCCCCAUAGUUGGAUUUUUAAGCCAAAGAGGUAAUAAGAACAGCCACUGCAGCUCAACAUUUGAAGCCUGAGGACGAGAAAAGAAAACAAGCUCUUACACAAAUACACUUUGAUGUUAAUGCGCUGAGGUUGCGGCUGUUUUUUCAUGGUUCCCUGGCUUAGCUGCACUGUGGUAUGCGAUGGAAACAACCAUGUAAGCAUUUACACAUCAACAAUGAGCAAAGAUGAUUAAAACCAUUCCAGAUCAGUCUGUGUAUACAUACUUUUGUAAACUUAGUUUAUAGUGCUUAGUUCAUAAAUAUUUAAAUGAUCGAAUGAAAUGUAAUUGUUCUUACAUGAUUGUGCAUUAUAGCUUACGUGCACCUUGUGGGUGAAACUUUUAUUUUCAAUGAAAAAUUAUUGACUUCAGUGUUUUCUUUUAUACUUCACUUAUUGUAAUUGUACAGUUUGACAAUUUUGUAAUUAUAUAAAUGUGUUGUUUCUA